AUUGAAGUGAAGCGGAAAAAGUGUUGUACAUUUAUUAUUUAAGUUUAUUAUUUUAAUUUAUUGUUAUUUUGAAUCCAAUUUCUUUAUAUUGCUAAAGGAUGUUUCUUAACAAGUCUACAUGUGUGUUUGAUGCAAAUGAGCAUCAGCACAUUCGGUUCAACCCUCUGAGAGGUGAUUGGGUGCUGGUGUCGCCCCACCGGGCUAACAGGCCUUGGAAAGGUCAAGUUGAGAAAGUUCCAGAGGACAACAUUCCAAGAUCAGAUCCCAAGAAUCCACUGUGCCCAGGCUCAGUCAGAAGUAGUGGAAAGGUAACUCCUGAGUAUUCUAGCACCUAUGUGUUUGACAACGACUUCCCUGCUCUGUUGGAAGAAGGACCAGCUCCAGAGGAGAGUGAUGACCCGCUGUUCCAGGCGGCCCCAGCGUACGGGACGUGUAAAGUGAUGUGUUUUCACCCAUGGUCAGAUCUCACACUCCCCGUGAUGACGCACAAGGACAUUAGAGCCAUUGUUGAUGCCUGGGCAGACCUGAACAUCGACCUAGGCAAGAAAUAUCAAUGGGUACAGAUAUUUGAAAACAAGGGUGCCAUGAUGGGCUGCUCUAAUUCACAUCCCCACUGCCAGGUGUGGGCGAGUUCCUUCCUUCCAAACGAAGCUGCAGUGAAGGACAAGGCACAGAAGGAGUUUUACAACAAGUACAAGAAACCCAUGUUACUGGAUUACGUGCAGAAAGAAAUUAGUAAAAAAGAGCGUGUUGUGUUGGAGAAUGAUCACUGGGUGUGGUUGGUGCCUUACUGGGCUCUGUGGCCAUAUGAGACCAUGCUGUUGCCACGGCGACAUGUCCUCAGGAUAGAGGAUCUCAGUUCAGAAGAAAGGGAUGCUCUGGCAGAUAUAAUGAAGAAACUGUUAUCCAAGUACGACAACAUGUUUGAAAUCUCAUUCCCAUACUCGAUGGGAUGGCAUGGUGCCCCGACAGGAGAACGACUGACCACGGAUAACACACACUGGCAGCUACAUGCCCUCUACUACCCACCGUUACUGCGGUCAGCCACGGUUAAGAAGUUCAUGGUCGGAUACGAGAUGCUGGCACAGGCGCAGCGAGACCUCACAGCAGAACAGGCUGCCGAGAAGUUACGAGCACUUCCAGACGUCCAUUUCAAAGAAAGAAACAAAACCGAAAAUUCAUGACAUGAUCCAACUAUACAUAGGGAUCUCUAUUUCAGAGGUGGGAAUUCUCAUCGGAUCAGCUGUCUUGCAUUUUAAUCGUCCUUUCCUCCAAAAUGUGUCAGAUGGCACAGAUUUUAACCUAAGAUUUCAAGAAUUUUCAGGACCCCUCUAUAUUUCCUCUUUUUUACAGUUCACCAAUUCCCACCCCUGCUGUUUUCGUUCUUACAGAAACAGUCUUUUAUAUAAUUUUAUAUAUUAUAAGUUGGUUUUGUUUAAUGACACCACUAGAGCAUAUUGACUUAUAAAUCAUCAGCUGUUGGAUGUGAAAUGUUUGGUAAUUCUGAUUUGUAGUCAUCAGAGGAAACCCGCUACAUUUUUCCUAAUGCAGCAAGGGAUCUUUUAUAUGCACUUUCCCACAGAUAGGAAAGCACUGAUUGUAUACAACAAAAAUUUUAAAACCCAUUUCAGGUCUCACAACACAUUUCACUUAGGGUGAGAAGGGUCCAUUGGGCUAUUUCUGGUUCCAACCAGUGCACCAUGACUGGUAUAUCAAAGGCCAUGAUAUGUGCUAUCCUGUCUGUGAGAUGUGCAUAAAAAAGAUCCCUUGCUACUAAUGGAAAAAUGU
Gigantopelta aegis is the source of this 1788-nucleotide messenger RNA. Its product is annotated as galactose-1-phosphate uridylyltransferase-like. Gene Ontology annotation, biological process: beta-D-galactose catabolic process via UDP-galactose, Leloir pathway. NCBI's taxonomy places the organism in Eukaryota, Metazoa, Mollusca, Gastropoda, Neomphalida, Peltospiridae. The transcript is spliced from 10 exons. The record is from RefSeq and is a predicted model, not a curated record. Gene Ontology annotation, cellular component: cytoplasm. Gene Ontology annotation, molecular function: zinc ion binding; UDP-glucose:hexose-1-phosphate uridylyltransferase activity. Bases 99 to 1184 code for a protein of 361 amino acids.